Molecule: messenger RNA, 1086 nt
Organism: Adineta steineri
Lineage: Eukaryota; Metazoa; Rotifera; Eurotatoria; Adinetida; Adinetidae
Source: the annotation of a GenBank genome assembly
AUGGCUUCUUGGGCUAGAACAGUCAAUUCACAGCCUUAUGAGAUUGCGGAAUAUAUUAUCAGUGGUAUUGCUCCGAUUGGUUUAAUUGUAAUUGGUACUGUCGGUAAUCUUUUAAGUGUCUUGAUUCUUCUGAAAAAAGACAAUCGUCAAACAUCAACGAACGUUUAUUUAAUAUUUCUUUGUAUAAUGGAUACACUUUCCCUUUAUCAAUGGAAUUUAGGUGAUGCAGUAUAUGAAUUUACUGUUGGCACACAAAAUAUUUCAAAUCAAUCCUUAUUUCUUUGCAAAUGGGAGCAAUUCUUAUCUUUCUAUACACUACAUACAUCAGCUAUGUUUAUUACUUUAGUUUCACUUGAUCGAGCAUGCCUUUUAUGGAGUAGAUCAUACAAACAAAAAAUAGCUCGACCACAUAUUGCACUUAUAUUUUGCAUUCUUGUUCUGUUCAUUUUAUUUGCUCUCAAUGGAUUUCUAUUUGCAUUAGGAUUUGAAUAUACUACAUAUGAUAAUAAUACUCAAACACAAAUAUCAGUUAUAGCAUGUUAUUAUUCACUAAAUACUGGACUUAAUGAUUUCUUUUCUAUUCAAUAUCCAUGGAUUCAUCUUGUAAUCAUGUAUAUUGUUCCAUUUAUUCUAAUGUUUAUAUGUACAAUAAUGACUAUGAAAAAGUUGAUUGUUAAACAAACAUCAACUAAUCAACAAUUAAUCAAUAGUGCUCAUCGUAAUCGUCAUAUUUCGAUCAUGCUUUUGUCGAUGUGUUUAACUUAUAUUAUUUCUACUUUACCCAAUCGUCUUUGUUUUUCACUUUUUGCAGAUCUCAUCAUUGGACAUGAUUAUACCGAUACAAUAUUUCUUAUUACAAAUCUACUGAUGUAUACAAGAAAUGCAUUGAAUAUAUUUUUUCUUUAUAUAUCUGUUCAUGGAUUUCGACGAGAUAUUCGUCGUUUAACAUUAACAUGCUGCAGAAGGUUGGAUGGUCGAAUAGUUCCACAGAAGAACAAUAAUCAUGAACAUCUCGAUCAAAUGACAAUAGUUCAUGAUCCAGUUAAACAUCAUGCUAUUGGAAUACCACUACAUAUAUAUUCAUAA